AUGGCCUAUUUCAUCAAGGGUCAGUUCUUUUAUCGCUGCUAUUCUUCAGCUAGUGCCGGUGCACUGAGAUGUGGAAAUUACAACCACGCCCCCAACACCCUCUCGGACGACGAACUACUAGAUGAAUUCGAAAACCACAGGGACCUAAGAAACAGAGUUCCCACUAAACUGGUCUCUGUGACUGUUCGACCUCUUGAAGCACUACACCGUGCCUUCACAAAAUGCUAUGCCUCCCAGGAACAUCCGGAGGAUGCAGAAGAUAUAUGGAUCGCGAUAUUGUUUGUUCCAGAUGAUGCCAGGAUUAAGCCUCACUCGGCCCUCAAGCUUGCACAAAAGUCCAGGGAAUGCGAGAAUCCUGCCGUUUUUAAACACGAGUAUCUGUUCGUACGAGAAAUCCCGCCAAACUAUGUGGAGCACAUUGUUUCGCUGAAAGAGAUGAUGGAAAAUGGACUAAGCAUGGAUGACUUUCUCGAUGCUGAAGAAAAUCCUCCACGUACUCUGAGUGAAUUGAAGAACAUCAUGAGAGACAGUUUGAUCUGGGACCCAUACGACGCUGGUCGUUGGUUUGGUGGUAUCGCGCGAGCCUUCGGGGCUGGGGCACCGAUGUACACAAUCGCCCACAAGAUACUUUCAGAUUGCCUUAUAGGCCACAGCCGCAUUGACGAGGAAGAUCAGUAUCUUUAUUUUUAUGAGGUGGAUAUUGCUGGAAAUGUCGUUCAUUCGCGCAAUGGUUUUGACUUUGGGAGCAUAUGGGUUGUUGAAGAAGGAAUUCGAGAUGAACUGGAUGCCUGGCUUGGCGUUUGA
This is a messenger RNA of Penicillium brevicompactum, 804 nucleotides long. RefSeq lists its product as uncharacterized. Lineage: Eukaryota; Fungi; Ascomycota; Eurotiomycetes; Eurotiales; Aspergillaceae. The transcript has a single exon. The record is from RefSeq and is a predicted model, not a curated record. Bases 1 to 804 code for a protein of 267 amino acids.